Molecule: messenger RNA, 306 nt
Organism: Marasmius oreades (fairy-ring Marasmius)
Lineage: Eukaryota; Fungi; Basidiomycota; Agaricomycetes; Agaricales; Marasmiaceae
Exons: 1
Coding region: 1-306 (101 amino acids)
Source: RefSeq, a predicted model, not a curated record
AUGGGGUCUGUCAAGCUAUUCCCCUGUUCCCUUCAACUGCCGGACUCGACUUUUCCCCUGUCGGUGCUCGUACUAUCAUACUUACUUUCUUCCACCUCGCUUUUCCCUUACUUGAGUCGCGUUGACGCUAUUCCCUUGUAUCUUUCAUUUUGCUUUGGUGCAUUUUUUCACCGUAUGAGCGAUGUGGAGCGAUAUUCUAUCUUCCUCGCUACCGGCCACAUCUUGUUUCAUUCUAUUACUCUCGCCCUUUCUGGAAACCCCUUCCACCCUUGCAUUGGUUCUGUCUUUUUCAACUUCUUUUUUUGA